This is a messenger RNA of Sinocyclocheilus rhinocerous, 2276 nucleotides long. Its product is annotated as sushi domain-containing protein 6. The record is from RefSeq and is a predicted model, not a curated record. The transcript is spliced from 4 exons. Gene Ontology annotation, biological process: DNA damage response. NCBI's taxonomy places the organism in Eukaryota, Metazoa, Chordata, Actinopteri, Cypriniformes, Cyprinidae. The coding region runs from base 741 to 1502 and encodes 253 amino acids.
UAUUGCAUCGUGAAGCACCUUUAUUUUUAAGAGUGUAUUCAAUAUUCUCCCUAUGCACAGUACACAUAAUAAUAAUAUACAUAAUGCACAAUACAACUUGCAGUUGCAGUAUGCAGUUACUGUGGACACUCACAUUAGUGUUCCACAGUUUAAUAAUGUAUUUAGUAAAGGAGGUGGCAGCAAGCCGCCCACGUUGUGGUCUGUUUUGUGCCAAGCUUUAUGUGUGAAAAUGUCACGCUGCCAAGAAGGGACAAUCCCGCAUGUUGCACAGAUGACUACACCAUUGCAGAAAUAAAAGCAAGAGUUCAGUGUUUAUGGUUCUGGAGAUGUUUUGUGUACAUCUUGCUCCACUUGUGGCAAAGCUGCUAGUCAUUUUUAGACUACUAUCAAGUGACACCCUGUCACUUAACGCCACCUUUGGCAUGGGAAAUUGCACUCUGGGUUGUGCAGGUCGUGUUAUUCUAGGGUCACAGGCUGGGUGUGGUGUGUGCCAGCUGUUGCACGGCCAGCUGUAGAUGCAUCCCUUCUCCAACAUGUGGUUAAUGGUUUAAAACACCCUGUUAGUCACACAUGUAAUGCAAUUAAAAUGCAUCUCUGAAUGACGCUUGCAGUACAGUAGGUGCAAGACUCAGACCUGUGGAUCUAGUAAUGGAAACUGCUGAUAAGUGAAUGGCUGCAGGUUCCUGAGCUCUGUUUUUUUUUUUUUGUCUGUGUGUUGUGUCAGCAGGACAGGUGUUUUGAUGUCUGCACAGCGAUUGUCUCUCUGGUCAUGUGUGCGUACUGCCCUGAGCUGCGGGGCUCUCAUGCUGGCUUCUCUGCCAGACUUCACCACAGGCAAGAACUGCUCCCACCCGUUCGUACCCGAGCAUGGAGGUUUCCGCUGUGAACCCUCUCCCUGUCGUGGUUUCCCUCAAAAGAGCAUCAUUAGCUUUUUCUGCGAGCCCGGCUACAUUCUGCCCAAACGCCACCAUCGGUCAAAGUGUCAGCAUGGGGAAUGGCGUCCCGCAGUGCCCAUCUGCAUGCCCCAACCAGAGGGUCAUGCUGAACAAAAAGAAAACAUAGUCAACUCUAUCCCAAGCGUGGCUACGACUGCUAUUGGUGUGUCCAUCUUCCUUCUCACCACAACAGCCUGUUUGGUCAUCAAAUCCCAUCUAUUCUCCUGUCGAACGCAACGGCGUUCCUCGGAUCAGUUGGACCUUGUUGUAGAUGGCUUACCUGUAGCUCUUCCCACGUACGAGGAGGCAAUCUACAGCAGUUGGGGCCAACGACUCCCGCCAUUCCGUGGACCCACUCAGCUCCUGCUGACCCAGGAUGGAUCAGGACACAGUCCGCUGACUUCGCUCAUGUGCCCCGAUUCGAAUCACUGCACCGACACAGCCAAUCAGAGCACAGAGACUCCACCGCCUCCUUACGAAGAGGUCCAAUCACGAUCCAGAGACACUGAGAACGACAGUGGCGAGCGGGCUUUGCAAAGUGCACUUUCUGUUGAUAAAAACAACUAAUUACUGGACGUUAAUGAACUCACCCUUAGCUUUUUGAUUGUUCGUUUUCUUGCACAGGAGUCCUUGUGACUUUUCUUUCUGCCUUUGAUUGUGGAUUAAUCCUUCUUUGGCUUAAAUACCAGUGAAGAACUGGUGUAGAUGUUUCGCAAUGACCUUAUUGGUCAGAUACGUUUUGUUUUGCUGGGCAACGUGCUGCAAUAUUAUGUCAAUGUUUUCACUGACCAGCUGGAGACGUGGCUACCGUCUCCCCUCCGUGAGGGGAAACAAGGUGUUUUAAGGGGACUUUUAUGAUUACUGAAUGACUUUUAUUUAAUGAUGUAGGUAUUGCAGUCAUUCCUGUAAGAAUGAAAUGCGGUGUAGUUACAUUUUCAGAGUUAUGAUUUAAGAUUGGCAUGGAAAGAAUAUGAUUUCACCUCAUUCAGUGUUUCUCAGAGCAUUUAGAUUGACUGAAUGUAAUAGCUGGAUUGGGAUUGUGCCUGUUGACUGAUGGAUGUAGUAUAUAUGAUUUUAUUUUAAUUCCUUCCACCUGAACAGAUUUAUCUAUUGUUAAAUAUUGCGUUAACAUACAGAACAGGGGAACAGACUUGAAGUAUGCUUGCUGAAUGGGCUUUGAAUGUUUUGUGUGGUAUUGUUUGUUAAUCAUUUUAUGAUAUGUAACAUUUACAUCAUAUCUUGUAUAUAAUUCUGCACAAAUAGUAUAUGUAAAAGUAAUAAUAAUACAUUUUUAACUUUAUGAAUGGCAUGUUUGCUAUUAAAAAGGAUUUAAAAUCUUUA